Molecule: messenger RNA, 9997 nt
Organism: Aquila chrysaetos chrysaetos
Lineage: Eukaryota; Metazoa; Chordata; Aves; Accipitriformes; Accipitridae
Gene: SLC26A2
Product: solute carrier family 26 member 2
Exons: 4
Coding region: 260-2548 (762 amino acids)
Biological process (GO): transmembrane transport
Cellular component (GO): membrane
Molecular function (GO): oxalate transmembrane transporter activity; secondary active sulfate transmembrane transporter activity; chloride transmembrane transporter activity
Source: RefSeq, a predicted model, not a curated record
UCCUGGAAGGACUGGCUGCGAGCGGGGCUGCCGACUUCCAUGGGACCUUCCCCGAAGAGGCUGGGGGCUGUGCGAGGCUGGCGGGCAGCUUUGCUGCCGCUGCCGCUCGGGAGAACUGACAUUUGAAGUAGGAGGAGAUCAACUAUUUCACGCAAGCAAGGUUUGGUUAUCCGGCUUUGCAGGUUUUCCUGCUUGAGUUAACGGCUGGUGAUUAUUGUGCCGACAGUAAUGUAGCUUUGUUCCCAAAUGUGUUUCUUAAAUGUGGGUGAGAUUUUCCAAGGACCCAGAGGUAGUAGCCUACCUCUCGUUCAGUUCAUGUGGAACUUGGAUUUCUGAUUCACCUGCUUCUCCUUUACAUCUCUUCAGAAAUUGUUCAUGUCUCUUUAGAGGAGUCCCUGAGAUGGCAGCAAUGGUAGAAUUCAACAACGUCCAUUCAGUGACUGAAAUGCCAGAAGGAGACGAUGCUAAACGUAGUUUCCAUCAUAGAAUGUUCUUGGAACCCCAAGAGAAGAAGAGGAGCAUGAAGGCUCUGAUGGUUAAGCAAGCAAAGAAAACUUGCAGCUGCACUCCAGCCAAAGUUAAAGACUAUGUUUUCAGUUUCUUUCCUGUCUUGCAGUGGCUUCCUAAAUACAAACUAAGAGAGUACCUACUGGGAGACAUAAUGUCUGGUGUGAUUGUGGGGGUGUUACUAGUCCCACAGUCAAUUGCCUAUUCUCUCUUGGCUGGGCAGGAGCCUAUUUAUGGCCUUUAUACAUCCUUUUUCGCCAGCAUUAUUUAUUUCAUAUUUGGAACCUCCCGCCACAUCUCAGUUGGCAUCUUUGGUGUGCUUUGCCUGAUGGUGGGACAAGUGGUGGAUCGUGAAAUACAGAGAGCUGGCUACGACUUAGAACCAGCUGCGCUCAGUGUCCUCACAGAUACAGCAGCGUAUGUAAACACCACCAUUUCACCUGUGAAUCAGACAUUGCAGAAGCUGCUCUGUGAUAAAAGGUGCUAUGCAAUUACAGUGGGAGCCACCAUGACCUUCAUAGCUGGAGUUUAUCAGGUGGCCAUGGGUUUCUUUCAAGUGGGCUUUGUUUCAGUGUACCUCUCCGAUUCAUUGCUGAGUGGAUUUGUCACGGGAGCCUCCUUCACCAUCCUAACCUCACAAGCCAAGUAUCUCCUGGGCCUAGACAUUCCACGGAGCAGUGGCAUCGGCUCCCUCAUAGCCACGUGGAUAAACAUUUUCAGAAACAUACACAAGACCAACAUCUGUGAUCUCAUCACCAGCUUCUUGUGCUUUCUUGUACUUAUCCCAACCAAAGAGCUUAAUGAAUAUUUUAAAUCCAGGCUCAAGGCUCCAGUACCAGUUGAACUAGUCAUGAUUGUGGCAGCUACUCUGGCAUCUCACUUUGGGAAGCUGAGAGACACUUAUGGCUCGAGCGUUGCUGGACACAUCCCAACUGGGUUUCUGCCACCCCGCCCUCCAGACUGGAACCUGAUUCCUAAUGUGGCCUUGGAUGCUAUCCCCAUAGCUAUUAUUGGCUUUGCCAUCACUGUCUCCCUCUCAGAAAUGUUUGCCAAGAAGCAUGGUUACUCCGUGAGGGCCAACCAGGAAAUGUAUGCCAUUGGCUUCUGCAACAUCAUUCCCUCUUUCUUCCAUUGCUUCACAACAAGCGCAGCUCUUGCCAAAACUCUUGUCAAAGAGUCCACAGGUUGUAGGACCCAAAUGUCUGGCAUGGUGACUAGUUUGGUAAUCCUAUUAGUCCUCCUUGUGAUUGCACCUUUAUUUUAUUCCCUUCAGAAAUGUGUCCUUGCUGUCAUAACCAUUGUAAACCUCAGAGGAGCCCUGCGGAAGUUCAAGGACCUGCCAAAAAUGUGGCAUUUGAGCAGAGUGGACACAGUGAUCUGGCUAGUUACUAUGGCAGCCUCAGCACUCAUCAGUACUGAGAUUGGUCUUCUGGUUGGUGUUUGCUUCUCUAUGCUCUGCGUCAUUUUCCGAACUCAGAGACCGGAGGCACCGCUGCUUGGCUGGGUGGCAGAGUCUGAGACAUAUGAAUCCCUGUCUGCUUACAAGAACUUGCAAACCAAGCCAGGGAUUGUCGUGUUCCGAUUCGAAGCACCCCUCUACUACAUCAACAAAGAGUGCUUUAAAUCCACCCUGUACAAGCAAACUGGAGUCAACCCAGUCUGGGUGAAGGAAGCGAAGAAAAAGGCAGCAAAAAGAAUGCUUAGAGAGAAAGAGGUGGAUUCUAGUGGCAACCAGACCAGCAUCUCCAUGGAUUUUGUCUCUGAACCUCUGGGGUUUCACACAAUAGUGAUUGACUGUUGUGCAGUACAGUUUCUGGACACAGCAGGAAUACGCACGCUCAAAGAGGUCUGCAAGGACUACAGGGAGAUAGAUAUCCAGGUGCUACUGGCCCAGUGCAAUCCUUCGGUGAGGAGUUCCCUGAUCCGAGGAGAAUUUUUUAAAGAGGGGGAGGACCACCUUCUCUUCCACAGUGUGCACCAGGCUGUGGACUUUGCAUUGGAUGCACAGGGGCACAGUGGGACCAGCGCUUCUAAGAACUAGCAGUGGAAAGGCAGCAAAUUGGAACAAAGCUUGGGAAAAAAUGGCUGUGGGUCUGUAUGUCUAUGCAAUAUAUAUGCACUCAGACAAAAAGAGGCAGGGUUGUUAACGCACUGGUUACUAUGCAGUCUGUUUUGAUGCUUUAAAUUUGCCUGCCUGGGUAUAGUGAUUCAAUAGGUGGUACUGAAUGAAGGAAAUUUCUUAACUUGAUUAUGGCCAAUCUGUGAAUCUAAGAGUUUUCAUAUGGUUGUUCAUCUCAUUUCUCUUCUCUCUUGAGCUUUCUGUGUCUCAGUUCCCCUCUGAGUUUUGAUUGUCAGCAUUGAAGUCUUUAUUGCAACCCUGUCUUUAUGGAUGGGACAGAAUUUUGAAGUAGUCUAGGCAUCCUGUCCAGCCAAAUAAUGAGAGGCAACUCAUUUCUUGUCCCUUGUUCUGGCAUUGCUUUUCCAUAUCACCACAGCCUUGUGUUUUCUACAGAAUGACUGACGGGAACUGUUUGCUCUGGUCUUUACUGUGGAGUGAUUGGUUGGUGAUUUUGUAACCUCCCUGAAUUUGAGACAGAUAGAUAAAUAAAAUCUAAACAUGCAUGAAAAGGUCUUAAUGAAUAGCUUCUAACCAUCUAUCACCUCCAGAGGCUUUGUCAUUGUCUGCUGAAAGCCUAAUGCAGCCAGGCAAUGGGGACAUGGUUAUCUCAUUUCUGCACAGGCCUUUACAUGCCAGGAAAGUUUGCCUCUUUAGCUUGAAUUUUUCUGGAAUUAUUUUUAUUCAGAGGUGGUGUUUAGAAGUCUGAUUCAUGCUUAUGGUCAGUUAUUUGUUUUCCUAAUGUUUAGGAGCUCUUUAGAAUUGUGGACAGUAGAUACGGAAAAUCUCUAAUUCUUGAGUUUCAAGAGAAAACAGUCCCUUAUAGCCAGUUUUAUAUGCCAGGCAGACAGAAUCACAGGCACCAAAAGGAAAAGGGCCAAAUAGAUUAUCCAGCAUCUGUCCAAAUUUGUCCAUGUCACACAGACUUUGUGUGCGAAUGCAGGUGUUAUUGACCAUAGACCCUUUACACAUAUUCUGUCAUGGACUUUAUGUAAUGGGGAUGGACAGGCAAGGAAUACAGCCAUUAGAAAAGGAGCCAGAGAAGUUCUUUGCUGAACGUUAUUUCACCAUGUUAGUGUAAACAAAACUUUGUACUUUGAUUUUACAUUAUGCAGAACAGUGAAGAGUACCUGUUCUUCAUGCUAGAAUACAAGCACCAGGUAGGAAGAGGUUCUCUUUUCUUACAUCAAUAGAAUACGAUUAUGAAGGCAGAAUUGAGACAUGAACAGUUUUUACUGAGUACCAGCUAUACAUAGCGCACAGUACAUCCUUGGAAGAUGGUGGUUUCUCCCAGGGGAGCUUACAGUCUGAAUUGCAGGUUCUUCACAGCUUUUAAAAGGGAAAAGGUGUUGUAUACAGACAAUAUUCUCAUCCUUAAUGGUUCAAAAAUAAUGAGUCAGGAGUCAAAAAAGGAAUAAAAUGCAAUAUGAAUCAUGAAACGUUCUAAAUAGAAGUAUAUUUUGAGUUUAGGUUUGUUUUCAUUUUUUUUCUGAGCUAGGACCAGUAACUAUUCUCUUCUUUCUGUGAAAGCUGAAAUGUCACGUGUCACUUCACUCUAGGAGCUGGGACCUCAAGAGAAGGGCUAGAUAGCAGAAAGAUGAGUCCCAGGACCUGGCAACCUUUAUAUAUUAACUCAUCUUACUACAUUUUUUAAUCAUCACAGGAGCAUAUAGAAAUACUGGGGGAAGUGGGAGGUGGCUGUAGCAUAUACUGAAAAGGCGCACAUAACUGAGAUCCAUGCAUUAUGUGUUCUAGAACUGGCAUUGUUAAGGCAACAAGUCUCCAAGUAUCGGAAAGAAAAUGCUUAAGCUUCUGCAGUAUUCAAAAACCACAAAUAUUGUUCUUUCUCAGCUUAAGGUGUGUUUAUACAAGGAAGUGAAUCCCAAAUAGCUACUGCUGAAUUUUUUCUUUCUGUGUGAACUUUUUUAUUCUGGGUUAAGAAUCCCGUAUGCAGUUUGGAUAAUUAUAAUUACUGAAUUGGUAUUACCAGAGUGGAUUAGCCUAAGCCAUAUAAAAGCAGUGAGUGGGAUUAACGCCUAUGUAGGGAGUGAGGGCAGGAUGGAAGUUAUGUUUUAAUUCCUCACCAUACCUGUUUUGCACUGAGUUGCCAUUCAGAGCCUGUGGGCUGGUGUCAGGAGAGAGCUGGCGCACCCACGGCGGCUCCUGCAGCUGGGUGCCAACUUGGGAAGGCUUGUCACCGCAGGGCUUUGCGCCCAGCCAAACUGGCCACCGGCGGGCUGGCUGGUGGCCGGGGAGCGGAGCAGACCUAUGCACGUGCAUUCAGCUGAUGGCAGUGCCGUGGCCUGGGGGAGUCCCUUUUCACCACGGUUUGUUCACAUUACCAGAAGGCAUCUCUAGGACUUUGAACGAAAGCCUCGAUACCACUUUUAAACGCUGAUUUUAACUGGUAUUUUUCAAGAGGGCUGAACAGUGCUAGAAGCAAUGCCGCCUUCUCAAAGCCCCAAUGAAGAAUUACAGCACAGCAAACAAUAAGCAGUGUACGUUGUUGUUGCAAAUGUUCCUGCCUACCCGCAGCUACUUGGUCUCACCCCUUUGCCCCUCAGGCACGGGCAGCUGAGAGGGGCAGGAGGAAUGAGCAGCUGGCCGGGGGAAUUCCUCUAAGGCAGGUCAGCCAUGGGUGGGAUGGAAGUAGAGCAGAAAUUGCUCUGGGGGAUUCUUUCCUCUUUACACUCAACUCCUCUCUCCUGUACUCUUUCCACGCUGCCCAGGUGGAGAUUUUUUGACCUGUGACCAUGCACAGGUUUGUGUAGCCAAAUUCCAACCAAGAAGGGGAAAACAGUAAUUAUUUAUUAAAAGAUGUUUUUUCAAAUCCAUUUCUACCUGUGCCAGAAAGGGAGGAAUAGGAGCAUUACUUCCAAGAAGUACACACUUUCCACAGCUUACAGGACAUGUAUUUGUAGCUCCUGGGUAUUUGUUUACAUAAAAGCACAAUAAAACAGCCAUAAAUUGAUUUUCAAAGAAUUAAUUUAGAUUACAGCUAAAAGAUAUACUGAAGUGAUUUAUGUUUAGUUAGAGCACAUUGAAUCUGGCCUCAGUGCUGUUUGUGCAGCCACGACUGGCAAUACAGCCUCCAAAUUCCAUUUCAAGCGAGACACGAGAAACCGUAUUAAAAUGGAACAGCAAAGGCAGCCAGCCAAGCAAAAGAACAACUUUUAAUGUUCUUAUUUAAGAUAACGUCCAGAGGUCAUAGUAUUAAUAAGUCUAUAUUAAUACACACAGCCCUGGUUAAAAGGGAACAGAAAUAAAUGCUAUUUGCCAGAGAGUUCAGUAUAAUAGAGAGUCCUUUGGAAUUAACUGAAGAUUAGAGCUUGUCAUGGCUGGAAUUUCUUAAAACAGUGGGUUUUCAGCUGUUUUCCUUUUAGAACUAGAACCAUUUUUUAACAGAGGCAUGAAUCUGAUUUGAGCCUACUGGCAAGAAGCAUGUUUUGCUUGAAUAUGUUUAUGGACCCUUUAGAAGUAAUCCAAUUUCACCUUUAGGAAUCAAGGACCACUGAUUGAAAACUGUUGCCCUAAAGAAUUUGUUUUAUAAAGGAAUUUCAUAUAUAUAUAUACACGCACACACAUAUAUAUGUGCGUGUAUAUAUGUGUGUUUGUGUACACAUAUAUAUAUAUAUAUAUCUUUUGCUGCUGUAUGAUGGAUGCAGCAGCCAUAUAUAUCCAGUUACACUUUUGUGAUACUCCUGUUGCUGUCCGGGAAAGGGCUCUUCUGCCUUCUACUGUUUUAAAUGAACAGUGGAAGACAUGUACUAGAUUUUAUAAGGGGAAAUCUGCCUUCUGUUAUCCCUGCCUCACAGCUUAAUUUGUAAUCUAUAGGAAGAGGGAAUCUCAGAAUGACUGGUUUUGGGUUUAUGCAUCUGUCUGGAACAGGAACGUUCAUCCCAGGUGCAACCUUCAGAACCCCAGGCCAGACUGGAAGAUGGUAUAAAUCAGUUGAUCUCCAUUCCCAAACGUACUAAUCAGCAAUUAUCACUCUAAAUGAAGAAUUAAGAGAUCAUUAGCGCAUUCAUUAAUGGCAACAACACAGCAUUAUGGAAAUUAACACUCACAGUCUCAGCUAUACUAAAGACAACUGGAAAUGUCUUUAGUAGUCUCCUGCUAAAUGUCAGGCUCUUUUUUUACGUUUAUUGCUGCUAUAGAUAGUACUGUCAGUUCCUCCUAAUGUGGCAGUUGCACUAAUAAAUGUUUUACUUCUGUGAAUGUUUUGACAUGGAAACAAUUUUCAGUCCACUUCAUAAAAUAGGGAAAGAUACUGCAGUGGAGCACAUGGUGCUUAUUUUUGGAUUUAUAAUGACAUUGCCAGCAUUAGCCUUGUGCGAUUUAGUGAUCUUGAUUUUCUUGUAAGCCAUUGCAGCUCCAUCUGCUCCUCUCUAAUUCAUUGCGAGACCAAUGUCCACCUUCUUGACACUUCUUUCUGUGUUUUGCCGUAAGAUAUUGCAUAUGAUUGACUGUAAAUAGAAGAAUCAUUGCCUUUGUGUAUGUUGCUAUUACGUGUGACCUGCUACUCAAUUUUCAUGCCAGAUCCUUUGAUAAACCUAAAGCUCCUGAACAGAGAGUGUAAAACCCAAAACCCCACCAGUCGUCUGGGUGCUGGAGCUGGGAGAAAGGGGACUGUGGACCACUGUGCAUGUCCCCCCACGAGCAGGCUGGAGCCUUGGCCCGAUGUGGGGCUGUGCGAGGGUUUGUGUAGCUGCAGGAGUAACGGUGCUGCCCAGGAACAACAGAUUAACCUGGAGAUGUCUUUAUUAUGGGGCUACUGUGACACUGUGUUACGCAGCCAUGUGCCUUUUUCCAUAAUGAGUGCAAUAACGCAGGACCUAGUUCCUGCUCAGUGCUGCUGCAUGAGUCACUGUCCUGAACUAUAUACAUAAAGGAUUUCUGUUUUCAUGCUUAUUUAUUUUUAGCUAAUUUUAAUCUAAGUCCACACAUGGCUCUCCCAGCCAGGACAGCAGAGCUUCCAUGACUGCUGUGCUCCUUCCCCGUCGGGCUGCGGUGAUGAACGGAAAGGUACUCUCUCUUGGGAAAAAACAGCCAUUCCUUUGUCUCUGCUUGCUUCUGCUGGCUUGUGCCACGAGACAUUAAAAUCCACUGCUGAUCGGUCUGAAGUGCAGAGGUGAGGUAUUGCAGGUAGGAAAGCAUCCUGGCUGCCGCACCGGGGUUUUAAGCCAGUUGAUACCCAGCUGCCUCCCACAGCCUUGUGCUGAGGUCGACCGUGAACUCUGCCUGUGCCAGGUCCUAGAUCUAGGUCUUACCUGGUGGGAUGCAGUCUUUCUGCGGCCGAACCUCCCUUGAGAAGACCAGCAACACUGUGCGUCUCCUUGGGUCCAGUUCCCUGAACCUUUCACCCAAGGGCUGUGCUAACUCGCUGUUCCCCACCACGCUAUCAGCUCCAGUGCUGCUGGUGCAAAGAGCUUUUAAGCAGGUUGAAGUCACGUCACCCACGUGUCUCCAUUCCAGAAACGGUGCAGGAACACCCAUGCUGGCCCUGCACACAGGCACGCAGGCAGGCGCGGGCUCACCCAGGCUCAGCGCUGACCUUAACCUCCCUGCGCUCCCAGCGCCGUGAGGAGCACGGCUGGGCCGUAGGAGACUGCUGGUCUAGAAGAUCAUAGAAACUGGAACAAGAGGAAACCCUUUGAGCUGAGGAUGAAACUCUUCAGGCAAAAAGUUUGUUUCAGGGCAUUAUCUUCUGUUGUGGUUUUUUUUUCACGUGCUUUGGAAAGGUGAUUUACGUUCUUUAGAUUUUUUUUUACUGACAUGGCUAAGCUAAUGAAGCUGUGAGGCAGAUAGCAGUCAUCUGCUGCUCAUGCCAUACAAGGUGCUUUGUGUCUGUAGCUUACUUUGCUUUACUGAGUCUCAGUGUAGGAUAUCGUUGUGAGACUUCAAUAUUGAUGUAACUGUCCACACCAGAAGGGCUUUGCACUUCUACUAUGCUGGCAUAGGUAAAAAGAGCAAUGUCUUUAGUGCAGACUUUGCACUGUGAAUGACCUUGUUAAGUCCCAAGAGUUACUUGCACUUGGUUAUCAUAUUUGUAAGCCUUUGUAGGAUCAGCUGCUCCUGUGAAAACUACCUGAUCUUAACUGUUUCAGACAAAUUCCACCUGAAGUGGAAAUAAUUCUGAGUCUUGCCUUUUCUUUUGAGAUCAUUACAAUGCUAAAAGUGAGGCCUCUGGUUAGGUAAAAUGGCAAAUAUUUAAUAUAUAUAUAUUUAGUUCAUAGUAUAAUUAAUACCUUUCUAUUUUAUUUUCUAGAGAUUGUAUAAGCUAAGGCAUAUUGCUGUUCUCUAAUGUGCAAAUACACAAAAUAUUUCAGCGUUGGAUGGAGAAUCAAAUCUUCAUUGAGUAAAUAUACUGCCAAAAAUAUUUGAAUUCCAGCUCUGUCCAGCUCUGAAAGCACUUAGCUCUUAGUCUGGCUCCCAGAUGAUCUGAGGACUCCAUAGGAAGAUAGGAAGCGAAGCAUUUAGCUGGACUUGGGUCCAAGUUUUUUAUGUCUGAUUUUUGACUUAAGGGAGUAAAUUUUAUGUAUAUUUGAAAUGCAGCUGAAACAUGCUUAAGGAGAGGUAAAGCCUCACUUUUUCUGGAAAGCACACGAUGCUUUGAGUUCAUCAGCCUCUUGAGUCCCUGAAGAUCAUGUCUGGUACCUUGGUAUGUUCUGGGGUAUGAUUUUUGAAUUAUUUUAAAUUCAGAAUAAUUUUAGAUAUUUGUGACAUAAAGUUUUCCAGAAUAAACAAAAUGGCAAAUUUUGCCUAGAGUAGCUUUUUCAAGUUGGAGAAUCAGUUUAACCAAACAGGACCUCAGGAAUGGAAUAUAUCACAUCAGUCGGCUGACGUAACCAGUUUACAAAAUAGUUUAUUUGAAUAAAAUGUGGAAAAGUUGUAUAGUGUGUGUAAAAAAUAGCCUUACUUUUUACUGUGACUUAUCUGUGCAGUAAAAAUAAGGUAUAACUUUUCCCCCAGUUUGGUGGCAGAAUCCAGGGUGCUGGGAGAGCCGUCUUGCUCUGUGGCAUCAGUCCGUGCUGGGUGGGUGUUUGCUGACGCGGACCUUGCCUUGCGCCCAGCGUGGGGAGAGAUGUGUUGCCGUCAGCUCCUUGUUGAGUGCUGUGCUCACCGACCAAAUGUUUGUGAUGAAAGUUGUGUUUUGUCAGUGUCCUUCUUACGUCCUACCAUCGGCUAUGGGAUAUAGCCCGUGCAUGUUGUUGACUCUCCUUUACGCUGUCUCUGUUAGAUCUGUAUCAGUUGUCAUUUUUAAACACUAAUGUGCCUUAUUGUCAUUGUAGAAGAUUUGUUAGCACAAGAAUUUUCUUUCAAAUGUGGUAAAAUCUUUGGGAUUUCUUUAUCACCAUUAAAAGAUGAUAUUUA